This is a messenger RNA of Podarcis muralis (Common wall lizard), 949 nucleotides long. The record is from RefSeq and is a predicted model, not a curated record. Lineage: Eukaryota; Metazoa; Chordata; Lepidosauria; Squamata; Lacertidae.
CUUUUUGAGUGGGAGGGGCAUCCUCUGAGCCUUCUCUACACCCAGGGGCCCUUUACGUCUAGGGGCGAGGGGGAUGCUCCAUCCCAGUGGAAAGACCCAAUCUUUGGGGAACACAUUUCCUCUGAGUCUUGCUCCCUUCAACUGUGCAAUGCCUACAAGGUCCUGCUUGAUCAGUUGGAAAGAUCCCAAGCUCCAGCUAAUGGUGGGUUUUCUCCCACCACUUUGGCUCUCAGGCAAACUCUGCAAUCACCUGGGGCUGCACUAUGCGGAAAUGAGGUGCUUCCAGCAGGCAGAGCAGCACUUUGAAGCAGCUCUCCGCCUUUGCAGCGGGAAAGGCUUUUCGGUGCGGAAGAAAGCUGUCCUGUUGCAGAACCUGGGGGCUGCCUGCAACGCUCUGGAGUGCUUCGAAAGGGCCCUGCGGUACCACAGCGAAGCAGCUGACAUGUACGGGGCACUGGGAGAGAGGGCUGCUCAUGCUCAAUGCCACUACAAUUUGGCCACUGCUCACGGCCAGCUGAAAAACUACGACAUGGCCGGAUUUUACUCCCAGCAGGCGCUGAAAGCUUUUGUGGAGGCAGGUGACUCCUAUGGUGAGGCGCAGGCCUGUGAACAGCUGGGCAUGACUCACCUCUGCCAGGGCCACUUUGGUCCAGCCAUCCGUUACUACAAACAAGCCCUGGCUCUGUUUGAAAAGUCAAAGGAAGCAUCUGAAAUCCCUCGAAAACGGAUUUGGGAGAAAUUGGCUGCUGUUGCUAACUAUCAAGCGAACGCAGAGGAUGAGUUUGCAGAUUCGGCAAUAACAGAUAGCCUUCUCCACCGUCCAGAAUGUGGGGCUUGUUCUCCAGGUAUCCCAUUGCAAAGAGCAGGAGCUGACAGAGCUGUUUGACAGUGGAAUGGUCCUUCUCAGGACGUUAUGGACUCUCCUUCCUUGGAGGUUUUUAUGCAGAGG